GUCGCCCUUUUCAUUCAAGUUAUAGCCGUUACCCAUGUGAUGACCACAAUUAAAAUAAAAUAAAAAUAUUUACUCCGCAAUUCGACCGUUACAUUUACUCAAUUCAAAUUUUCACUCGCCAGAGACCAAAAAGAGUGAAAAUCAUCGAGGAAACAGAAACUACAGUAGCACCAAACAAUCGACCAGACACAGAUGAGAGAAACAGAAGCACUGCCGCAAGAAGAAGAGAUGGAAGUAGAAGAAGAAGAAGAAGAAGAAGAAGAAGAGAGAAUGCAAAAUUUGAGAUCCAAAGCCACAGAACUUCUCCUAAGAGAAGAGUACAAAGGCUCAAUCCAAGUCUACACUCAAAUCAUUUCUCUCUGUCAACAUUGCAUUUCCAAGAAAAGUCCGGACGCAGUCCACCUCUCCAAGCUCCAGAAGACCCUCUGUUUGGCCUUCUCCAAUCGGGCCGAAGCCCAGGCCCGGCUGUUGGAGUUUUCUGAAGCAUUGAGAGAUUGUGAGGAGGCACUCAGAAUUGAGAAAUCUCACUUCAAGACUCUUCUUUGCAAGGGUAAAAUCUUGUUGAGUUUGAAUAGGUAUAGCAUGGCCUUGGACUGCUUCAAGGCAGCAAAUCUUGAUCCGCAGGCCAAUGAGAACUCUGAUGUGGUGAAUGGGUUCUUGGACAAGUGUAAGAAGUUUGAGUUUCUAUCAAGAACUGGGGCAUUUGAUGUUACUGACUGGGUUUUGAGUGGUUUUAGUGGGAAACUACCCGAAUUUGCGGAGUAUGUGGGUGCGGUGGAGAUCAGGAAGUCUGAGAUUAGCGGGCGUGGAUUGUUUGCAACCAAGAAUGUGGAGAGUGGGACUUUGCUGUUGGUGACUAAAGCUAUUGCUGUUGAUAGGGCCAUAAUGCCUCAAGAUUCUGGUGAAAAUGCUCAAUUAGUUAUAUGGAAGAACUUCAUUGAUAAAGUUGUGGAGUCAGCCACAAAAUGCAGCGAAAUCAAGAGUUUGAUAUCCAAGUUAUCUCCAGGUGAAGAUGAGGAGAAUUUGGAAGUUCCAGAGAUUGGAAUUUUCAGGCCUGAAGCAGAGAUGAAUAGUGGAAUUUCUGUAGACAAGCUAGAUAUGGGCAGAAUGUUGAGCGUUUUGGAUGUGAAUUCUAUGCUUGAGGAUGCGAUUUCAGCCAAGGUUUUGGGUAAAAACGCUGAUUACCAUGGCGUUGGCUUGUGGAUCUUGGCUUCUUUCCUCAACCAUUCUUGUGAUCCCAACGUGAGGCGCUUGCACAUUGGCGAUCAUGUCGUGGUUCAUGCUGCAAGAGAUAUGAAGGCAGGGGAAGAGCUAACGUUUGCCUAUUUCGAUGUGCUUUCUCCUCUGAACAACCGGAGAGAAAUGUCCAACAAUUGGGGGUUCCUAUGUAGAUGCAAGAGGUGCAAAUUCGAAGAAAACAUGUGCUACAAGCACGAGGCGACAGAGAUUGAAAUUGCACUUGGAAAAGGGCUAGUGGACAUGGGGAGUCUGGUGUGUAGAUUGGAGGAGGGAAUGAGGAGGUGGAUGGUUAGGGGAAAAGGGAAAGGCUAUUUGAGGGCCUCAUUCUGGGAAGCUUAUUCAAGAGUUUUUGGGUCUGAAAAGCUGAUGAGAAAAUGGGGGAGGAAGAUUCCAGCAGCUGAGGCCGUGGUGGAUAGCGUAGUCGAUGCAGUGGGAAGCGACGAGAGGGUUGUGAGAGUGUUCAUGGAGGGACUAAAGAGAGGUGGGAUCAAUGGUGGGGUGGUGGAAAUGGAAAAAGCAAUGAAAUUAGGAAGAGGGAUUUAUGGGAAGGUAAUGAAGAAACAAGCAAUGAGAAGAUUGCUUCAGUUUAGUGGUACUCAAGAAUAAGGCUCAAGGAUUUGUUCAUUCUUGAUGCUUCUGUCUUGAAGAGGUUGAUCCAGUUUCAGACAUUGUUAUGUUCAAGUCAUCUUGAGCACUCUAACCUUGAAAAUGUUUUGUGUUUUGGUUUAAGGAUUAUGAUGAUAUACUGUUCAUUUGAUUUUCCCACUUAGAUCAUUUGAUCCUUUGGAUUUGUGUUCUUAUGUUUGACUUUGUUGAUGAUUUGUGAAUCUGUGGUUUCUUGGCAACAAGAAGCUGUAAGAAAGAUUGUGGGUGGCAGUCUUAUGUUUAAUUUUGGGGAGGA
Molecule: messenger RNA, 2140 nt
Organism: Sesamum indicum (sesame)
Lineage: Eukaryota; Viridiplantae; Streptophyta; Magnoliopsida; Lamiales; Pedaliaceae
Gene: SDG35
Product: SET domain protein 35
Molecular function (GO): protein binding
Source: RefSeq, a predicted model, not a curated record